CGGCUUUGUUGUUUGAUUGCGGCGUAUUUUCACUGAACAAUGCUCCGGCAAAAGGCCUUUUGAAGAUCCAGGUAUGCAUCGGUCCUGUUCGUUGCCGGCCUGUUCCUGUUCGUGGCGAACUUGAAGUUGGAACCUGUGAGUCACAUGUGGGCGGAUCCAUGAGGAUCCCAUCAAUACAGUCUGAUGUCUUUACAAUGAGUGCAACUUUUUGGGACACCAGGCCAUCGCAAGAGGCCUUGUUGAUGGUCCACAAACACAACUGGACAAAGUGGCAGUUGCUGGGAAAGGAGGGGCUAGCUGCAGACCAAGCUCAAGAGCCUGGCAAGAUUCCAGACCACAUCCUCGAAUCAUUGGAGCCCAUCAUUGCUGGCCUACAUGUCUACUGUUUUGUUUUGAAUAGCCGGCUCGCUCCCCCCACUCCCUACAUAAUCAGGUAGGCACCUACUUAAUGAAGUAAGGGAGACGUAGCUAUAGUAGCUUAAUUAGCUAGUACUUAGGACGCAGGAUAGCUCACGCUCGCACUAAUGAUUUGUUUCCUAGAUUUUUAGGGACACUUCGUCCACACUUUGCCGAUCCAUAGGAUGCAACAUUGCACAUCCAUCGCACACCCUGCUCACCUGACCCGCAGCUUUACGUGGCCCAAAAGCCGUGGCUCGCACCGCGAAAGACGCGGCGACCGCCGAGUCGACGCGGCGAACGCCGAGUCGUGGCGGCGGGUGGCUUCGUGGCUAAGCGGGUCACGUCGCGGGUGGCUCCCGCUCUGCAGUUUUUUCCGAACGGUGCAAGAGGGGGAAGGAGAUGUCCGUGGGCCUUGUGCACAGCUUUGGUUCCGUGGACACCGCCUUGGACGACGGCCUCGAGGGCACCAAGUCGCAGGAAAGUGGCGGUGGGUUUACGCCGUCUGCUGGGCGGGAGAGGGUGCGGAAGAAGCGUGAGCAGCAGCUCCAGGAGUUUUUGGCUCUGCACCACUUCCACGACCUCUCAGGGCCUCGGGAGCUCGAGUCCGAAAAGACGGGCUGCUUUGGAUGGAGCGUGUUUAACCGUCCCAGCGAGUCGAUGUGUCCCAUCCACGUGGCGGCGGAGCGUGGGAACUGUAAGAUCCUCCGACAAUUGCUGGAAGCAGGUGUCGACCCAACCCAACAGACCUCCAAGGGCCGAACAGCCUUGGAUUUGGCCAAAGUGCAUGGCUGGGCCGAGGCCAUCGAGAUCUUAGAGAAUCCCGUACGGCCCCUGAAGGUUCGGGAGGCGCUGAGGCAGAUGGAAGCUGAGCAGAUCACGAUUGCAUACAGGCUUUGAUACGGUCGAGGAUCGGAUGAACCGGAGCGGCGAAGCGAGCGGGCCAUCAAGCGGCGUGUCGUGUCGCUGGAAGGAUGCACUCAGAGAUUUGCCGUGACCGGA
Durusdinium trenchii is the source of this 1398-nucleotide messenger RNA. Lineage: Eukaryota; Dinophyceae; Suessiales; Symbiodiniaceae. The record is from the annotation of a GenBank genome assembly.